AUGCCUGCAAAAUGGUUUACUUUUAAUUCAGAUAAAUUUUCUAUUUUUCAUAACCAACUUACUGAUCAUAUUUGUAAGUGUACCAGUACUAAUAAUGUUAACAUUAACGAUAAUAUUAAAAUUACUUACAAAGUAAAUAGCUGUGGUCAAGAAAUAGCAUUAGAGGAUGAUGAUGAUUACGAUGCUUUUAUAAGAGAGUUCCAGAAAAUAAAAAAGUCAACCAAAAAUAUGGUUCUGUAUAUUAUGCUAAACUUCUCUGAUAAUCAUGAUAUAAAAAAAAGAAAAAAAAAGGUUAAGGAUUCGUCGGUAAUUAACAUUGAAGAUUCGGAUUCUGAAGAAGAAAAAGUAAAAACUAAAAGAGCAAAAAAAAGUGAUCAUAUACCAAAAGAGGAAAGGCUAUCAUCUAAUGAA
Molecule: messenger RNA, 411 nt
Organism: Racocetra fulgida
Lineage: Eukaryota; Fungi; Glomeromycota; Glomeromycetes; Diversisporales; Gigasporaceae
Source: the annotation of a GenBank genome assembly